This is a messenger RNA of Trifolium pratense (red clover), 1134 nucleotides long. Its product is annotated as glutamic acid-rich protein-like. The record is from RefSeq and is a predicted model, not a curated record. The transcript has 2 exons. The coding region runs from base 54 to 773 and encodes 239 amino acids. Lineage: Eukaryota; Viridiplantae; Streptophyta; Magnoliopsida; Fabales; Fabaceae.
AUCUUCAUUGUACUACCAACACCGUCCGAUUGAAUAACACGUCAUCGAUCCGCAUGAAUUCGUGUUUCAACGGCUCCGAUCAUGUUUGCAGAGUAACUGUAGAAACGAAGAGAAGAAGAGUGUUCUUCUCUAUUCUCCAAGUGCUCGAUUUCCGAUCGAUUUAUCAUUCUUCAAUGAACAUAGAAUCUCAAUUAUUUCUGAAUUUCAAGAUGAAGGUCACGGAUGAACCAAAGGAGAAAGUUGAUGAAAAAGAGAUCAUCGUUUUGAGUGAAGAUGAUGAAGAAGAUGAAUCCGACGAUGAAGUAGACGGCGGAGAUGACGACGGUGAUGAGGAUGACGAUGGUGAUGACGACGAUCAAGAUGGAGACGAUGAUGAUGAUGAAGAUGAAGAGGAGGAUGACGACGAUGCUCCUGAAGGUGGAAACGACGAAGACGAAGAGGAAGAUGAAGAAGAAGAAGAAGAAGAAGCAGGUGAUGGUGAGCGUGGUGGUGACCCUAACGAUGACGAUGACGACGAUGAUGAUGAGAACGAUGAUGAUGAGGAAGAGAACGAGGAGGAGGAUUUGGGAACAGACUACCUUGUCCGCCCUCUAGGCAACGCUGAAGAGGAGGAAGCGGCUAGUGAUUUUGAACCGGAGGAAAAUGGUGAGGAGGAAGAUGAAGGUGAUGAUGAUGAGAAGGCUGAGGUUCCACCAAAAAGGAAGAGGUCUGAUAAAGAUGAUUCAGAUGACGAUGAUGGUGGAGAAGAUGAUGAAAGACCCGCUAAAAAAUAGAGUUUGGGUCUAUUAUUUGCUUGAGGACUUAACAAAGUCAACUCUAGGUCAAUUAGAUCAGCAUCUGUCCUUUGAACACUUUUCAGAGAAAAGAUGAGUAGUCCAUGUAUUUGUUUCGUGUUUUAUGUAUCAUUUAUCGCACAACAUUGUUAGGAUUUGUAGUUUUUGUCUGUUGGUACAGGAUUGUAUGUUGAAACAUUUGCUAGGACACAAGUUAUUGUUGGUACUUGGUAGAUUUCUUCUUUGUACUAUUUUCUAGGUCAGCACUCAGCAGUACUUAUGUAUGCAUAAUAUCUGACCCCUUGAAAUUGUUGGUAGAUUUCUGGUUUUACAUAAGAAUGGUUUUUAGAGUCUUGUUGUA